Molecule: messenger RNA, 15216 nt
Organism: Podarcis lilfordi (Lilford's wall lizard)
Lineage: Eukaryota; Metazoa; Chordata; Lepidosauria; Squamata; Lacertidae
Source: the annotation of a GenBank genome assembly
GAGGCAAGUGCCUCGCAGGUCAAAGGGCAGUUUACCUCAGCCGACUCACGUUACCGGCUAAGGUCUGCGUAGGGGUUUAUUAUUUAUUGCAAUUGUUAUUAAUUCGAAAUAUAUCCUAGGAGUUUUCCCAUGAAUCCCGCUGCCGCCGUCCCAGGCGCGCAGAGCCGAGCAUGCACCGUGGCGGGGUCUGCGUCGACGACGACGACGAGUUCGGCCCCACCAGCGCGGUCUCUGUUCAGGCACGUGCACUUCGAGAACCUGGUGGCCGGGCUGAGCGGCGGCGUCAUCUCCACGUUGGUGCUGCACCCGCUCGACCUGGUGAAGAUCCGCUUCGCAGGUGAGGCGCUCCGCGUCUUUCCCGCCCUCCUUCCUGCGCCGCACCGAUUGUUGCUGACGUCAUCGGCCGUACCAACGGUCACGACCCCCACCGUCCGUGACGUCAUCGGCCGGCCCGAUAGCCUGGGACCCUCCCCCACAAUUCCUCCCGGCACGACGUGGCAGCUCCGUUUCCCGCCAAUAGAGGGCAUCGAUUUGCACGUGCUAGUUUGUACAAUACGCAUAACAAGUAAUUUAUAGAAAUAAUUAGCGUAGUUUAAAAUAGAAAUUGCCGGGGAUGAUCUAACUCUGGCAACGAGGAGGCUUUUAAGGGCACACAGCAGAGCACACGUGGAAUCCCUCUUCAGAUAUUCCCAUUAAAUGAGUUAGGGCAGAGUGUCUGCUUUUCAAGUGUGUCAUUCCAUUUCCAACCCACAUGGAAAUAAUAACAAUAGGUCAUUGGAUUCCCCAUAUUCGUAGCAAGUGCAGCGGCUAUAGCUAAUUAACUUUUUCACUCUCAAAAGAUCUUGCAGUGCCUCACUUUUGUAUACUGUGUUGUUCACUUAGCUCAUUCUGAAAUGCGCUUUCUUCAGACUAAUCUCCCGUAGUUUUUUGUGCAGUGAGUGAUGGCUUGGAGCUGAGACCGAAAUACAAUGGUAUCCUGCAUUGCCUGACAACCGUCUGGAAGCAUGAAGGUUUACGUGGCUUGUAUCAAGGGGUCACUCCAAACAUAUGGGGAGCAGGUGCCUCUUGGGGCCUCUACUUUUUCUUGUAAGUUUAAACUACUUUCCAUCGUUCUGGUCAAUAUUUGAAAGACUAAUACUGAAUAUUUGAAAGGCUAAUCUUGAAGGACCUUUGUACCAGAGGCUGCAGUUCACUGGAGAGUUUUUGAGCUAGACUGGUAGAGCAAGCAAUGUAAAUUUGGCUGGGACAAGGAAUACCAGUGUGGCAUUUUAAUUUAACCCUAAUUUAAUAAUAAUAAUAAUAAUAAUAACUUUUAUUUAUAUCCCACCCUCCCCAGCUGAAGCCGGGCUCAAGGCGGCUAACAACAAUAAAACAGUACAAAAGUACAGCACAAACAACACUCUAAAAUCAUUCAUUAUAAAAUUAAUUAAUUCAAGCCACUGGCAACCAUUGGGCCAGAGCUCCGCGAAGAUUGCCGAGGGAGGGAGUCAGGCUGUGCCCUGGCCAAAGGCCUGGUGGAACAGCUCUGUCUUGCAGGCCCUGUGGAAAGAUGUCAAGUCCUGCAGGGCCCUGGUCUCUUGUGACAGAGUGUUCCACCAGAUCGGAGCCACGGCCGAAAAAGCCCUGGCUCUAGUUGAGGCCAGCCUAACUUCUCUGUGGCCUGGGACCUUCAAGAUGUUUUUAUUUGAAGACCGUGAGUUUCUCUGUGGGGCAUACCAGGAGAGGCGGUCCUGUAGGUACGAGGGUCCUAGGCCGUAUAGGGCUUUAAAGGUUAAAACCAGCACCUUAAACCUGAUCCUGUACUCCACCGGGAGCCAGUGCAGCUGGUAUAGCACCAGGUGAAUGUGAUCUCGCAGCGAAGACCCCGUAAGGAGUCUCGCUGCAGCAUUCUGCACCCACUGGAGUUUCUGCACCUCCAUGGAAAGGGAGGUGUCGAAGAUUACACCCAAACUCUUAACGGACGGUGCUGGCACUAAUUGCGCCCCUGCAAGAGAUGGGAGUUGCUCCCCCAUUCCCAUAUCGUCCCGUCCCAGCCACAGGACCUCUGUCUUCGAAGUAUGAAAUGAAGUAGUAGUGCACACUAUGUCAUAAGUAUCUUAUCCCUACAGUUAAUAGUGAGGGAAGCUGGGCAUCUGCUAUUAAGUUCGCAGGACCUAGGGUCAAGUCUGAAGAUUGCACAGAGCUAAUCUUCUAAUUAUCAACAGCUUUUACUUGUGUGACUUCUGUUGCUCACUUCUGUUGCUCUGGAUUACUGCUCGCCAGCCACAGCCAAAUCUUAUUACCAUCACACCUAGAGGCCAUGAGGUUCUUGUCUGGGGUGUGUGUGUGUGUGUGUGUGUGUAUAUAUAUAUAUAUAUGUAUAUAUGUGUAUAUAUGUGUAUAUAUAUGUAUAAAAUUUGUUGUUUAUAGUAUAGAAGUUUAGUAUAAUAAAGGCUACAUUAGUAUUUGAAACUUUGGAAUAUUGCUUCCUUAUCAGCAUGUUUGCCGGUUUUUACAGGUCCAGUAGCAAAAUGAGCAAUCUCUUAGUCACCAUUGAAUUCUAGUAUUAACUGAAUAUGAGCUGUUAGCAAGGAGGGGGAAGCAGCGUAAUUGCUUACAGAUAUAGCUUUUUCUUUCACAACCUUUGUAAACCUUUUAUUUACAUCAACAUACAAAUAACCAGACACACGCGCGUAAAUAUGUAUGGUAUAGAUAAUAGCCUAAUCGUUAAAUGCUUUAUAUUUCAAUCAUAGUUGUAAAGCUCAUUUUUAAAAAAACCCUCGAAGUAAUAUUAAUUAAUGUAUAGAAUACUAUGAUUGGAUUCCAAAUAACCAAACUUCUAGUUUCAUAUAUCCAUGGGACUUUGGACUCUAGCCCUCUUGGAAAGUUUUAAAAGCAGUUUCUGAUAUGGCAUACAUAACACCUGCUGUUCAAAGAAGAAUGGGGAAGAGGCUUCUACUUACUGAUGUGUGCCCAUGGGCUUGAAAAGUACAUGUUUUGCUUCUAGCCUAUACAUUUUAUAUACAUUGUAGAUAAGCAUGUGUCAUUUUUGUUUGUUCAAAUGUUUGUGUGUUACUUUGUGUGUUGAUAUACAGAAUGUAUUUCACAUAUUAGUAAAACAACUAAUCAGCUUUAACCUUAUCCCAACAUUUCACUCUGCAGCUAUAAUGCCAUUAAAGCCUACAAGACAGAGGAUAAGCUGGAAAGUCUUGGACCAACUGAACACUUAGUGUCAGCUGCUGAGGCAGGUGAGGAAAAUAAAAGUGGGAUUAGCGAAUACUUUCAGCUUUUCCAUAUACUGUAUUUUGUUGUUGUUAUUGUUGAUCAAUAUAUAGGGAAGAGGUUGGCAACUUCUUUAAAGCUGUGGGCACAUUGGCAAACCAGAGACAUUGGGCAGCAUGUACUGCAACCAUGCACACGAGUGCAUCGGAACUGUGCCUCUGCACAAACACACUGCCUCCUGUUAGACAGGCUUUAAAAGGUGUUUUUGCUUUUUUAAAAACCUAAUGGAGUGUGUGUGUGUAUGGGGGGGGCAUACAGCUGGGGAGGCAAGAGUUAACCUGCAGUCUCCAGGAAGAUAAUUCCCCUCCACAACACCUAGGGUGAUUCCAGAGCACUUAGGGUACAGCUGGAAAGGGAAAAGUUGACCCUUUUUCCACCCCAUCCAAAUUGUUCUGCCUGUGUUCUAAUUAGGUUUGCAAGCAGUCUUCUGUUUUCUCCAACUGUAAACCCACCCACACCCGAAAGCUCUUAGUGCUGGAGUUGGGCUUUUAAAAAUUAUUCCAUGGCUACAGUAGCAGACUUCUUUCAACCCUAAUUUCAGCAAGGGAAACUUACAGACACCAAGCAAGAUGUCUACAGGCUCAUGUGUUUCAGUGGGUGCUGUGUUGGUAACCCAUGAUAUAGGGAGUCAAAUGAAAGCAUUUGGUAGAGUGCACACUGUGCAAAUACCCUGUACGAUUGGUCCAUUUUUUAGCAGAAUAUACUUUUUAUCUGCUGCUCUUGGUAAGUGCAGAACAACUGCUAAAUCAACCUGGAAUGUUAAAUGCCAGCGUAAAACUUCAUUGGCCUUAGAAAUUGCCAGGUGUGUGUAGGAGUGCCCAUGUGUUGAGGGGAUGUUGUGUGUUGACAUUAAAAUAACUGUCAGCUCUCCAUCUGAUCAUAGGAGCAAUGACUCUGUGCAUUACAAACCCAAUCUGGGUAACAAAGACUCGGCUUGUGUUGCAGUAUGAAGCUGGUGUUGACCCAUCAAAGAGGCAGUACAAAGGGAUGCUUGAUGCCCUUAUCAAAAUAUACAAGUAUGAAGGUGUACGUGGCCUAUAUAAGGUAAGAUAAGUCAAAGCCAGGACUUCUGGUAUUUGAUAUGGGUAUGACGGUAUUUUACCACUGUGUCCAAAAUCAGUGAAUGGUUAUUACAUGAGUUUCACUGCAAUAAGGUUGCCAGUGGGCUUUAUUAUCAUCAUUUUCCUCCCUCUGCCUCUUUAGCAUUUUCAGUUCUCUUGUCACAGAGCCAUACUUGAGAUAGUGGGAAAGCCAGUUUUUCUUUUACAGGAUUUUCAGGAUUUCCUGGAUAAGCAGGGCAUAGGGCACAAGACUGCUGUUUCAGCAGGUGCAUGGAACAAAAGUGUCUGUGUGCAAGUGAACAGAGAAUUGCAAAAUGGGAUGAAGGCACAAUUGCUGAGUUCACAUUUGCCACAUGAGUAUUGGGCGGAAUCUUUAUCGUGUUUUUGUUACACUUGGUUGAGAAAGGUUUCAAAAGGUUUGGGAUGUUCUCCUUUUGUAAAGCUAUUUAACAGAAAACCUUCUGUUGCCCAUUUUAGGGUGUUUGGGUCUCAUGUGAAAUCUGAUGCUCCAGGUGGGGUAAAGAAUGCGAGAGGCAUUUUUGUGGGUUAUGAAAAGGGUCUCUACAGAGUAAUUUUGUCUGAAUCUGGUCAGGUGAUUCUCACAAAAUUUCUAGAGAGUGCUCCUGAACAGGAGAGAGUAAUUGUUCACACAUUUCCGACUAAGGACAAUUCAGAUGAUGAUGAUGAUUUUACUGAUUACAGUGGUACUGAGAGUGACAGUAAUAGCUCAAAGAGCUCAGUUGACACAGUCAUUGAGAGGAAAUCUCACACAAUGGAUAGACCUUCACAGGUGAGGGAUGAACCACUGUUUACUAUUGGAACUGGUUCUCCAAAUAGUCCUGAGACUGAACCAGUGAGCAGAGAGGAUCAGCACCUCAUACGCAAGUCUGAGAGAGUUACAAAGGGUGUACCACCCAAGAGGUAUUCAAAGGAGUUUGCUAAGUCAGCUGUUGCAUGUGUUACUACAGUGGUGCCUCGCAAGACGAAAUUAAUUUGUCGUCUUGCGAUUUUUUUCGUCUUGCAAAGCACGGUGUCGGGAAAGUUUUGGAAAAGCUUCAAAAUCACCAAAGUCUUUAAAAACCUCAAAAAAGGCUACCACACCGCGUUCUAUGAGUUGCUCCUCGAAGUCAAGUUGCAACUGUAUUAACGGUGUUAAGAAAAAGGAAACAAACUUGCAAGACGUUUCCGUCUUGCGAAGCAAGCCCAUAGGGAAAAUCGUCUUGCGAAGCAGCUCAAAAAACAAAAAACCCUUUCGUCUAGCGAGUUUUUUGUCUUGCGAGGCAUUCGUCUUGCGAGGUACCACUGUAUUGUAGACAACUCAAGACAGGUUAAAGCUGUGUCCAAGUCAGAGACAAAGACACAACAGGGAGUUGCUAAGCGUAACACUACAUUCCCUAGCCAACGUAAUGCAGAUGCGCUCAUUCCUUGGAAGUCAGACAACCAGAGAGGUACACUGGGGAAACCAGUGGCGGGUAGUUCCAAGGGUGGAACUGAAACAACAGGGGAUUGUUAUAUGUAUAACAACUGUUUGUUUUCUUCUCUGGAUCAAGCUUUGUUCGCAGCUCACAUUGAUUCAUAUGGGGGAGUAUGUUACGAUAUGGAUGCAAUGCAGCUGCCAACUGCUAGCUUGAAAACAAAACAUGAUGGGAAUGUUGGGACUGUCCGUGGGAAACAGAGCGACAGUCAGUUCACAGUGCGAAGCACCGGAAUUAGCUCAGAGUGUAAUAUGAGCUCUUCCUUCUGUUCCUGUACAGGAAGUACAGGAAGUGUUCGUCACUCGACUGCUGGAGCUUGAAGAGAGCAGUCAUGUUUUUUGUAACGCUGCAAAGACAGAAAUAAAGACAUGUAGAUACGUUUCCGUCUAUCUCUUUCCCCUGCCGGGGGGGCAGGAAAGAGGGGGGGUGUUCUUCUCACGCCGAGAAGGAUCGCCUAUCAUGACCUCUGCCUGGAUCCUGCUGGGGAAUGCAGACAGGGAGGUCAACAGGAGAUCAAGCCGGGUGCCUGGAGAGUUGCCAGUUACUACUGAUAUAGGCUUGAAUUCCGACAGUGAGGAGUUCAGUCUAAACCGAGUCAGGAUUAGCAUUUGGGCCAGUAUGCCUGAGUUAACAGAUAAUUCUGUUCUGUAGUGGCAGAACCAGUAGAUAGGAACGGAUAGGUAGCAGGAAAAGACAUACUUGUGAGUAGACUGAAUGGAAAGUAGUUUUUGUCAGUUCAUGAUGCUGCAAAGUGAGGGGCUUCUGAUCUGGGAGAACUGGGAGCCCUGCCUUCUUGCUAGAUCAGUGGACUGUCUUUAGAGGAUGAGGUGCUUCCUGACCACAGACGACUGGUGCACAGACAUCACCUAACUGGAACUGCAUAGUAAAAAAUAAAACUCCAAGAGACCCAGGAAUGAGGCCCCUCCAUGGGGCUUUGGAUCCAGUUAGCACCCCCCCUCCUCAAAAGGCCCCUUUCUGAACUGAACAGGUGGGAGCAGCAGCCUAUUACCUGCCUGGGCCUUCUCCCUCUGCGGGUAGAAAUCAUUGUGCUUUCUUAGAUCUCCCAGCCAUUGACUUGGAAGGAUUUUUGAGAAGUUAAAAGUUGAAUUACAAUAAAGUAUUUAUAGUGUGUGUAAAAAAAAGGCUAUAUAAAUAUGUAUAAGAUACUCAAGACACACAAUAACUACAGUGGUGCCUCGCAAGACAAAAUCCGUUCCGCGAGUCUCUUCGUCUUGCGGUUUUUUCGUCUUGCGAAGCACGGCUAUUAGCGGCUAUUAACGGCUUAGCGGCUUUAAGAAAAAGGAAACAAACUCGCAAGACGUUUCGUCUUGCGAAGCAAGCCCAUAGGGAAAUUCGUCUUGCGGAACGACUCAAAAAACGGAAAACUCUUUCGUCUAGCGAGUUUUUCGUCUUGCGAGGCAUUCGUCUUGCGGGGCACCACUGUAUCGCAAUAACAAUAGACAGAUUAAGCGAUCACAGGCUUUGAGAUAGUAGUCUUUAAUUUGUGUCUGAGCUUCAUAAAAUUCCUACAUUUAUUAUUUCAUUAAAAAAUUACAUGACUUGAUUUUAAAAAAAUAAUAAUCCUCAAAGAGGUUUACAAAAAGAUAAGGCAAUAAAAUUAAGAAUAUUUUGCAACCAUACUUGAAAACAUACAAAAGUUAAAAUACUAAAACACUAAAAUUACCUCAACUUUUUAAGCAUCUGGGUAGGUUUGUCUAAAGAAUAAUGUUUUUAGCAGGCACUGAAAAGAGUCCAGUGAAGGCUCCUGCUUGUUACCAAUAGCCAGGAAAUUCCAAACUAGGUGUUGCCACACUAAAAUACUGAGUUCUUACAAACGUAGAAUGACUAUUAUGUGGCACCUGUAGUAGUGCCAAUUCCGUCGAUCAAAGUGUUUGAGUGGCACAUGUAGGGUGAAGCCAUCUCGUAGAUAAACUGGUGCCAAGUUAUUAAGGGCUUUGGAUUACUAAUAGUAACACCUUGAACCUGGCCUGGUAGCAAAUCAGCAGCCAGUGCAGGUCUCUGAGCCCAAGCAAUCAUGCUGUAGCAUUCUGCACUAACGGCAGCUUCCAGAUCAAGCUCGAGGGCAGCUGCACAUAAAGUUCAUUGCAGUAAUCCAGUCUUGAAGUAACCAAUGCAUGAACUACUGUCGGAAGGCUUUUCUGGUCUAGAAAUUGCUGCAGCUGUCACACCAGUAGCAGUUGGUAAAAGAUACUUCUAGUCACAAAGGCUACCUGAGCCUGCAGUGUCAGAGCUGGAUCCAAAAGUAUCCCCAAACUGUGAACCUGCUCCUUCAGGGGGAGUGCAACCCCAUCCAGGAUAGACAACUAACUAAUUUCUGAGGCACAGGAACUACUCACCCACAGUGCCUCCAUCUUACCAGGAUUAAAGCUCAGCUGUUUUAUCUUUCUUUCUUUCGAAAACUGGUUUCCAUAUAUUUUCUUCUCUUACAUGCAUAUUUUUUCUGUAUUUGGCCAUUUCAACCAGCUUCCACAUUCUGGCAUUAUAAACUUAUAACUGUAAAGUUAUAUUGCAUUGUUUAUAUACAUUUUGUGUCAUAGGUUGCUCAGCUUUUCAUAUGAAACUGCAUUUUAAAUUGUCUGAAAAACUCUGUUCAGGGCUUUGUACCUGGUCUGUUCGGAACAUCGCAUGGAGCACUUCAAUUCAUGGCAUAUGAAGAAUUGAAAUCAAAAUACAAUAGACAUCGAAACAGGCGAUCGGAUUUGAAAUUGGUAAGACAUCCUGUGAAAUGGAAGUAUCUAGUUAGAAUUUAAACUUAGAACUACUAACACUUGUAUAAUGAUAGAAAUAAGCAGCGUAAAAUGUGAAAUUUUGUUUUUUGUUCUUUUAGUGAAUUUGUUGGGAGCUAAAAUUGAUACCAUUUUCUUUUUAGAGCACUUUAGAAUAUAUCACAAUGGCAGCACUGUCGAAAAUUUUUGCAGUUUCAACUACAUAUCCCUAUCAGGUUGUGAGAGCACGUCUCCAGGAUCAGCACAACAGAUACUCUGGAUUGGUCGAUGUCAUCCGUAGGACAUGGAGGUAGGCCUGGAGAUAUAAAGCUGGUGUGAAAGGGCUUCCUUUGUUAUCACUGAUGUACUUGGCAUUCUUAAAGACAUAAAGCUUUCAACUUUUCCUCUCUGUGUGUUUCCUCUCUGUGUUAUAUCAGCUGGGUGACUUUAUAAUUAUUUGAGAGAAGUUCAAAACAAGCAUGAAUGGGUUUGUGAGAGCAGUAGAGAAACUAAAGCAGCAAUCCUAAGCACAUUUGCUGAGAUUAAGCCCCAUUGAGUUCAUUGAGUAAACCUGAUUUGGAAUGCACUGUAAAAGUAGUGAAGUAUAAACAGGUAGGGAUAUUCAUCUAAGUCAUACUCAGGUUAAAAUUUAUUGUAACCCUGUUGAGUUUCAUUGUUGAUUUCCCCAGCCCCAUUUUUAACUGCUUUCCUUGGCAGGUUGCAUCAUCACUCUUACCUAUGGGAUGGGCAACUGUUCCAUCAUUCCUCCACCUCCCGCUAUAACAAGGUCUCCAGGAUUAUCCCACAACAAAUUGGGUGGAGGGUUAACAGAAGGACUGUGGAGAUGUAAUUUACAUGUUUCCAAAAAAAAGGAGAAAAUCACCUGUCACAUAAAGUCACAAAACCCUAGAUAUAUUGAGAAGUGUUGUACAAGGUGAAAUAGGCCAUGUGUAAUCUUUUGUCGGGUUAUGUGCCGGAAAGGCUUAGCCAUGAAACCUAACAGCAGAGGUUUUCCACAAAAAGCAAAAACAGACAAGUGCUCUAGCAGAAAAGAUGUGGGGUCAGCUUGAUCAAAUCAGAAGUGAAAUGCCUGUUGAGAAAUCACUUGAGAACAACAACCUUGUAUUGUUAGCUAGGUAUAAUCUUGCUAAAGUCAGUUUGGCAGUUUGUGGACAGUCUCUGUUUUCUAGGCAUCCAAGGCGAUUGUAACACUUCUCUGUGCAAAUAAGCUUUCAGUGUUAUUUCAGUAUGGACUUUCAGUGCUUUCCUGAAUUAGGUAUUGCUUUAGAAAUUCAGUUUUCAUGUUUCAAGAUGGUCUUUGUAGAAGUGUCACCUAAAAGAUCAAUUUAGAAUAAAAAUAUGUGGAUAAUUAUUUAUCUAUUAUGGGUUGCAUCCAGCCAAGUCAAACUCAGAACAGACUCAUUGAAAUCAAUGGACCUAUUUUAAAUAUCACUUAGUUGGAUUCAGACCUGCUUUUAUACCUUGCCUUUCUUUCUAUCGCUGAUACUCAAGACCACAAUAAUUAAAUAUAAUAAGAACAAUAAAAUCAGAAUAAUGUAAUUUAAAGUUAAUAGGCUGAAUGAUUUCCCUCUAUAAAAUAUGUAUGGAAGUUGCAAGUAAAUUCUUUCUGCUUCUCCCUAGGAAAGAAGGAGUUCAUGGAUUUUACAAAGGAAUUAUACCUAAUGUUCUCAGAGUCACUCCUGCAUGCUGUAUUACCUUUGUAGUAUAUGAGAAAGUAUCCCAGUUGUUGCUUAGCCUGAAGAAUGGUAACUAAAUAUUGGUGAUUGCUUCAGGAAAGGACAUCAUCACCUUUUGGCUCUGCAGCAAAUCAGAUAUUCAAGACAGCUGUCUGGUUUAUUUUUCUGGUAUUCACAGAAGAUGGAAACUAGAACUCAUUUUGUUCUACUAGAUAAAUCUUUUCUGUAUUGAAUCUUCAAUCUUUGCCAGGAAUAUUACCUCAUCUGAACAUUCUGGAUGAGAAAAUAGAUGCAAUAUGUGGUUUUAAAAUUUUGCUCUAGAGUGAAUUGUUCUCUCUUAACCCUGCUAUAUGAACAGCAGUGGACUCUUAAUGUACAGUGGUGGGUCUCUGGUGUAAAAAAUAUUAGAUGGAAUAAAUUCCCCAACAGUGUUUCAGAUUAUUGCAUAUUACCUGAUACCUCACCAAUAAAUUGUGCAUGUAUUUAUCCACAAUGAAUUCAGCUUUUCAAAUUCUUUUAUUCUCCAACUAGCAAGGAUCAGUGUAAUUGAGAAGCUUUUGGAUUCAGUAGUAUAGAACUGGAAAAACAUGUUAGUUUUGAAUGCAUAAUAUGGCUCUCAGCACACUGCAAAAUGGGGAAAGUGCUAAAGUACUAUGUUGUCUUUAAAGCAAAUAUUUAUUAUGUUGCCUUGCUGGUAUCAAUGUUAUAUAUGCGUAUCUGAAUACAUGUAACUUUUCUUUACAGCUUUUGAAAAAUAGAAUGUUAGAGUUCAACGUGUAGCCUGAUCUAAUGCAGGCCCAGCAUCAAAACUUGUCAUGGUCAGGCACCACCAACCAGAACCCUACGACAAAGCGCGGUGGAAGGGCCUGUCACUGCUGGAAAGCUGUUGGAUGGGCAUUGAGAAGCAUUUGCUUUUGCCACCACUCCAGACUCCCCUUAUCCAUCAUUCACCAUCCAACAGCCAUUUCACCAGUCUUCUUGCUGCUGCUAUAUUGCUCCUUGCCAAACCUACCCAGCCUCUUCUGGGCAAAACAUUCCAGAAUCGGCAAGGUCCCUGCUGCUCUGCUUAAUUCCAGUCUCUGGCUGCAAUGGAUGCUCUUUUGGCCCUGUGGCUGAGCAGGCUUAUAUAUGCACUCCCAAUUCCCUUUAUUGCUCAAACCUUGCGGAAGCUUCAGAAUGAGAAAGCACAGUUGAUUCUGGUGGCUUUAUUUUGGCCUUGCCUUCUGUGGAUUUUGGAACUCCUUCACUUGUUUAUAUCAGCCCCAGGGCCUGACCUGGAUCCAGAGUGGUUGAAACUGUUGAUGUGGUUCUUGAGCAGCAAAGUCCAAAGAAAUCUGGAUUAUCUUCAGCUAUUAUUGAUACCAUCAUGGCAUGCUGCAGACCAUCCAAUGUAAGAAUCUUCCAAUACACUUGAAAAGCGUUUGCCCACUGCUGCACUACCAAGAGCACAUGUUCCUGCAAGAAUGUGCUUGACUUUCUUCAGGAGGGUUUGCAGAUGAGGCUGACAGUGAACAUCCUACGUAGAUAAGUCUCAGACACUUCCUCGGUGUCUCUUCAUUCUUCGGUGUUGUUUGGUUCUCAUCCUCUUCUCAAAAUGAUUUCUUCAAGGGCUACUUUAAUGUGUGGUCCCCCCAACCUGAGAUCUCCAUAAGGUCCUUUUCGCUUUAUGACGUCCUCUUUCGGAGCCACAAAAGUUUGCACCUCUUUGGAUUCUUCCCUCUUAGUUGCACUUAUAUCAGCUUGCCGGGCCUUGAAGUUGAAUGCCCUUUUCUAUUAACAAACAACUGCAUUUUUCAUAAAAAGUGUUCUAUAGACUGACCCUUCUUUUGUACCAAAGAUAAAUUCUGCCUUUCAUCAACAAGAUUUGGUUUUACCUACUUUGUCCAGAUCCUGUCCUGAAGUUUCAUCCUGUUUUAAGGGACCUUCCAAGGGUUUCUUGGGGCUUCCAAAAGCCUGACAUCCCCAUUAAACCUAUGUGUGCUUGUGUAUGCAUUUUUUAUGAGACUUGCAUUCCAGGAAAGUGUGCAUAGGGCUGCAAGCUUAAAACUCAUAGAAAUAAAGGUCAAGCAUGAUUGAGUCAACAUUUGUUUAUGGUCAUAGUGCUUAGUAUAGUUUGCAUUAGCUGGCGGUCAUCUAAUGACAUUUUCUAAGUGGACUCAUUAAAAUCUAUGGGCUCUUAACUAUUCUAAUGGAUCAACUUUGAGUAUGACUCACACUGGAUACCACCCAUUGAUCAUAGGGUUCUGCAUGCCAUUACUAGGAGAAACUGAAUUUUUAACGUGCAAAUAGAAGGGGAAACCUAAAUAAAAUGAAUGUGUAGAUCAAAGGGUCAUUUGAAAACAGGUGGUUGUCAUUAUUCGGAACUUGGUAAGUAAUUAUAACUUAACUAGUUUAUGAGCAGAAUAAAACAAAAAUGAAAACCCAAUUGGUUUUUUAGAUGCGGCUUUCUGGAACACCACCACCACCCCAUGUCACAGGCAAAUUGCCUUUGAAAUCGAACAGAAUUUCACUGUUUGAUGGGAUAUGCACAUCAGCAGUUCCAAGUCUACAGUUAUGCUAGCACAAGCCCCAUGGAUUCCCGCCUAUAAAUUACUUGGAUAAAGUAUAGCCAAUGUUUAAAGCACUCUUACCCAUAUCCAGUUUAAAUCCUUGGUGAAUUAGAAAUAGUUAAAAUGGUGCUUGGAUAGAAAUUACUGGUUUUUUUAUCCAGAUGGGCUUUGUAUAAGUACAUGAGUGGCUUUGGCUAGUGGCCCUGCCUUUUCCUCAGAUGGUAUGGGGAAAGCUAGCCUGGAAGUGGGGGCAGGCAGCUUGCUUUGCCCUCCUUGCAGUGGCUGGGAAGCACUGUGCUCCAGCUGCUGGUUGCCUUGAGAGUACAGAAGCAAUGAGAAAGGGUCUGUGGCCCCAUCAUUGGUCCAAGGAACAUAAGCCACCAGUAUACCUAAUCAAGCAAAAUGGAGGAUUAGCCUGGCCUCAGCUGGAUAUACAUGCCAACUGUUGUUUUUCACUGUUCCAUUAUCAACCUGAAUAACUAAUCCUCUAUAUUCUCCUACUUACCUUCAUUUUGCAUAUUGCCUUUUUGAUUUGUAAAACUGGGCCUCUCAUUUUUUAAAUUGAGUCUCAUGAGGAGACCAUGCUUGUCUGAAAAGUGAGGAUACACAGCAUGGUUUUAACUAUAGAAAGUUAUCAUACAAAAAACAUAUGAAAGCAGGUAUCCCCAAAUGGCAGAAAGGUCCCUGCAUAUGAGGAAAAUGCUACAUGGUAUAUAUUCAGCUUAUUUUUGUAGUUUUAUUUAAUGUUUAAAUUGGAACAAAAGGGCAAGAGAAAGUCUAAAAGCCCUGUGUAUGAAUUUCCUUGUAAUUGUAGGUUCUUUAGUUUCAUUCUUUAAUACAAGUUGUACGUAAUGUACUUGAACCCCCAACAAAUUAGACGUGGGUUGAUUAAAUUUGUGUCCAGAAAACCCAUUUUCAAUGCCUAAGAAUACUUGGCAAAUGAGGAUAGUAUGUAGCUAUCCUGCAUGCAUAUUCCACAUUGCUUCCUGAGCAUGUCAUAUAGAACCAUCUAUGAAGAUGCUGUACUUGCAAAGUCUCACCUGAACUCACCUGCAAUGCUUUUUAUAUUAAAGCUAGUUCUUUGAGAGGGUGACAUGUAUUUGUGAGAUUUAUUGGUGCUGCUAACUCAGCUUGACCUUCCAUUUAGCUUAAAGCAAAAGUUCCAUGUAUUUUUCCAGUUUGCACGGGCUGAGCUCCUAUGUGAGUAAUCACUGCCAUUCACUACACUGCAGGUUGAAGUUUUGCAUACAGAAAGGAAUGAACUUGUGGCCUUGCCCUGCCUUGAAAAAGGAAGAGUGUGCACAUGCUUAUCAGAGCCCCUGAGCCUGAAGUAGCUAUUUUCUAGAAAGCAAUCAGAAUUCAACUAUAUUGACAUUACAAGUGGUUUUUCACCCACACCCCUUUCAAUGCAAAGUUGGUGAGAUUUUAAUUAAAACUGUACUGAUUUGUGGUAGUAGGUGUAGGCUUGGGCAAAUUUUAUUUGAUAACAUAUAUUAAAAUUCCUUUUAUUUGGCUAUUUCUAAACGAUUGUCUUUAUUAACAAAUGUAAGAAUUGCCUACAAAUUGUACAAAAGUAGUACAUAAAUCCAGAAAGUGUAUAAACCCAUAAACUAAACUUUUUUAAAAAAGAAAUCCAUUGGUUACAGAUAUUUUCUGUAGAACAAGCUUGUGCGUUAUAGUCAAGUACUUUGAUAACAUAGAAAACUAUAGAUUUAAAGCAUGGAGUUAAUAUGUAAGGUAUGAAAUAUAAGUGGUCAAAGGGGGGAGAGAAUCUUUGAAAGAGCUCUAUUUUGGCAGUUCUUCUAUAAUGAUGCGAGAGACUGAGUUCCAUCCAGUGGAAGCAUCUCCAGGUGGGUAAUCGGAACAAGUACCAACCCAAACAGCAAUAUCCACCAGGCCAGCGCUGAUCCCUUCACAUAGUCCUUCCACUGUAUAAAAGACAAAAAGCAUAGUGGUUUCGCCCAAAAUAGAGGGAAUGAACCUGUGCCCACCAGGCACUGUUUCAUUCACCUCCCAUCAUCCCUCUAUUACUUUCAAAAAAUAACCAUGUUCAUUAUUUUCAGUGGUUCUACUCUGUGUAGGACUAGCAUUGGAUGCACCCUUGUAUGUCCACACAGAAUUGCAUGGAAAUAAUAAAAAGUUUUAGUGAAUGUUUGCAACAGUACAACUAAUAGGCAGGGAGUUCCAAAGGACUGGCAUCUUUAAAAAGAGAAGAGCCACUUUUGAUGCUGAUUACUGUAGUUCAUGUUUAUUUCUUUUAUUAACUGUCACUAGGAGGACCCAAGACCCCUUAAAAAUCUUUUUUGCUUGGUUAUUUUACUUAACAUGCUGUUAUUUUCUGCCUUAUACACAUCGUGACUAUAUUUUGCUUUGUAUCUGGUGAUCAACACCCAUUAUUUGUUUGUAUUGUUUCAUGUUAUUCUUAACAAAAUUUAUAUUAUAGACAU